Molecule: messenger RNA, 720 nt
Organism: Colletotrichum fioriniae
Lineage: Eukaryota; Fungi; Ascomycota; Sordariomycetes; Glomerellales; Glomerellaceae
Source: RefSeq, a predicted model, not a curated record
AUGUCCAAGUCCCGUUACUCUGGAGUAGCCUGGGCUACGAGCGAAGAAUUCGAAAAUGACCACAUCAACAUCAUCACCAACUGGCCUGGUAAGGGUCCCGAAGAAGGCAAAGCUCCAACAGAGCUUUACUAUGACGACGACACGAUGAUGUGGGGAUAUGAUAUCCCUGAUGAUGCAGACCCAAUUCGCUGGUUCAAACUUCUACUCCUCAAAGACGAAGAUCUUGGUCCAGAACUGUGCGCAUCUGAAUUCAUCUUGAGAGGCAAGAGAAUGUUGAAGGACUCUGGAAAGACUGCUAUUGCGCUCGUGGCGGAUUUUCUGCGGGCACUCUUCAAUCAUGCGAUGUAUACCAUUACUAAGGCGAGAGGGGAAGAAGUCGUUGACGCCAUGAGGCUGCACAUAGUCAUCACAGUACCUGCCAUCUGGAAGGGUUAUGCAAGGCAGGCAAUGGAGACAGCCGCGGAGAAGGCAGGAAUCCUCAGUUCACGGGUAGCAGGGAAAACUAGAUUGACUCUGGCACCUGAGCCUGAAGCUGCGGCUUUAUCAACUUUGAGCGAGCCAGGCCGAAAGGUGGGCAAGAACGAUGCGUACAUUAUCUGCGAUGCCGGUGGCGGCACAGUGGAUCUCAUCAGCUACCAAAUCGAUCAGAACAAUCCCAUAUCGAUGCACGAAGCAGUGGAAGGAACAGGUAACGCUAUUCACAUGACUGUGAUUGGAUGA